This is a messenger RNA of Varanus komodoensis (Komodo dragon), 2844 nucleotides long. It is a transcript of the gene NTRK2, whose product is annotated as neurotrophic receptor tyrosine kinase 2. Bases 32 to 1558 code for a protein of 508 amino acids. Gene Ontology annotation, biological process: multicellular organism development; cellular response to brain-derived neurotrophic factor stimulus; protein phosphorylation. Gene Ontology annotation, molecular function: brain-derived neurotrophic factor receptor activity; brain-derived neurotrophic factor binding; ATP binding. Gene Ontology annotation, cellular component: signaling receptor complex; plasma membrane; neuronal cell body. NCBI's taxonomy places the organism in Eukaryota, Metazoa, Chordata, Lepidosauria, Squamata, Varanidae. The record is from RefSeq and is a predicted model, not a curated record. The transcript has 13 exons.
GGGCGGCGGCACCGGCACCGGCGACAUCGGCAUGGGGCCCUGGCCCAGGACGUGGUGGUGGUGGCGGCGGCAGCAGCGGCGGCUGCAGGGCUCCCCGCGGCCGACGGCGAUUCGCUUCUGGAGCUUGUGCUGGCUGCUGCUGGGCGCCUGGCGGGGGCUGCUCGCCUCCGCCUGCCCCAUCCCGUGCGACUGCAGCCGCCCUGAGCGGAUCUGGUGCAGCGAACCCACGCCAAGCCUCGCGGCCUUCCCGGUGCUCGGCAAGAGGAGCGAGCGAGAGAAAGUCACGCACAUUUAUAUUGCAAACCAACGGAAGUUAGAAAGCAUAAACGAAGGAGACGUUGGACAGUACAUUGGGUUAAGAAAUUUAACUGUGGUGGAUUCAGGUUUGAAGUUUGUAUCACGCCAGGCUUUCCUGAAGAAUACUAAUCUGCAGUAUGUUAACUUCUCCAGAAAUAAACUUUCAAGUUUGUCCCGGAAGUCAUUCCGUCACCUCAAUUUGACUGAUCUGAUUUUAGAAGGCAAUCCAUUCAAGUGUUCCUGUGACAUUAUGUGGAUCAAGGUAUUCCAAGAGACCCGGAAUCCAAAACCUGAACCUCAGGAUAUUUACUGUAUGAAUGACUUCAACCAGAGGAUUUCUCUGAUGGACACGCCUGUCCCAAACUGUGGCUUGCCUUCAGUUAGGCUGAACCCACAAAACCUCACUGUUGUUGAAGGAAGAAGUGUUACGUUGUACUGCGAAGCUACAGGAUCUCCAGCACCAAGUAUAGCUUGGGUUCUCAGUAAUAUUGUUUCAAAACAUGAGAGUGAUACAAAUAAGAACCCAGCUUCUCUAACCAUAAAGAAUGCUUCAUCAAAUGACAGUGGUGCGCAGAUUUAUUGUGUAGCAGAAAACAGUGUGGGCGAAGACCAAGAUUCUGUUGACCUCACGGUGUUCUUUCCACCAAAUAUCACAUUUCUUGAAAUGCCAUAUCCGGACCACCACUGGUGUAUUCCAUUCAGUGUGAGAGGAAAUCCACAACCUGUCCUGACAUGGUUGCAUGAUGGGGUUAAGCUGAAUGAAUCGGACUAUAUCUGGACUAAAAUACAUGUUAUCAAUCAGACUGAAUACCAUGGCUGCCUUCAACUGGACAACCCUACUCAUGUGAACAACGGCAAUUAUACCUUGGUGGCACAGAAUCAAUAUGGAAAAGAUGAAGCCAACAUUUCAGCUUAUUUUAUGGAAGAUCCUGGAGAGCAGUGCCUGGAAUGCUGGUUCCCAACCCCAGAUGAGACAGAACUUACAGGUAGUCCAUUCUAUGAUCAUCCCGGUUAUAGUGAGGAUUAUGGAACACCAACAAAUGAUUUUGAAGAUACUACAAAUAAUAGUAACCGAGUUACUUCUACGGAUGUGUCAAACAAAGACAAUGAAGAUAGCAUCACUGUGUAUGUUGUAGUUGGGAUAGCAGCAUUAGUAUGCACUGGCUUAGUUAUUAUGCUCAUUAUUCUCAAGUUUGGAAAGCACUCUAAAUUUGGAAUGAAAGGUUCUGUUUUGUUUCAUAAGAUCCCACUGGAUGGGUAAAUGAAAUAAAGGAAAAAAAGCAAGAGGGGGCUGUUGAGCAUGAUUGUUGAAGCCAUGUGCUACACACUAGGCAGUAGACAUGUUUAUUGUGCUGUCAGCUGCUACACUCCUUGGACCUCUCUUGUAGAGAUGGGUUAUGUUCGGAGGACGCUAGAAGUAUGCACAGUUUGGCAACUUCACUUCAAAAUCACCCCCAGGCUCAAGAAAGCACAAAAAUAAACUAUUGUAUUCUGUUACAACGAUUCUACUCACAAAGUGACAUUUCAACAGAAUUUCACUGCAUUUUUUCCAACUUGAUUGUCUGUCUGACCUUAGCUGGAAAAAGAAUUAACUUUAUAGAUUAUAUUUAUUAAAGGCAAACUGCAAAUAUUUUGUGUACUAAAAAAAGUUAAAAUAUUUUAUGUCCUCAUUUUGCAAACUGUUUGAAUUACAUCAGCGACUUCAGUGGGGCAGUUGCUCACUUAAAAUUUGAGUAUAUGCAGGUUUGCAGGAUUCUAAUCUAAGAUCCUACUACAGCUGUAUUAAAAAGUAGUUCUGCAAAGCUUCCUCAUGUGAGCAAUCUUAACAUGGAGUGGUUUCUUUGUAGAGACUAUAAGAAUUAAGGAUCACUGAACAGAAGAAACUUGAUAUGCUGUUUAAUUUGCAGUAUGCUAUUCAUAGCUCACAACUUCCUAUUCUAAAAAUAUGAGUUGGUCAGAAAGCAUUUAAAUAAAUAAAUGUGACCAAGCAAAAUAGUAAUCUGACUUGGGUUCUUUUACCACCUCUAUUAGAUUUAUUGAACUGCUAUCUGUACAAUAAUACUACAUGACUUUUAGGUGUUGAACUCAGCAGGACUAUUAUAGCUGCUGCUCUCAUGCCACUAAACCAGCUGUAAAAUCUGGGCUUCUAAACAAGCAAUCUCAGUUUCCACCCCAUCACUUCAUGCCUCUCUUUCUUUGGAAGGGCAAUUAUGUCUCACUAUCUCAUGUGUUGCUUGCUAUGUUGGAUGUAAAACUUUCCAUAUUCUGGUAGUUGAAGAGAUUUUAAUAAAUUCAAGAAAGGGGUCCUACAUAGCAAAGGGGCACAUGAAGAUGCUUCUUAUGUCCCUUUUCCUAAUCCAGUAAGUUUUCUCUUGUUUAUCAAUACCAUGUGCCCCUAGAGCAUUUACAUGUGAAUGGGACUUGUUCUUUUUCUUAUAUUCAUCUCGAGUUACACUUGGUAUUAAUGGAAGAAAUAUACAGGCACCGAAACUAAGGAUAUCUUUAGCAUAAAAUCCCAAAUUCAAACUUGCCAAACUUCUUAACAUU